Molecule: messenger RNA, 3673 nt
Organism: Archocentrus centrarchus (flier cichlid)
Lineage: Eukaryota; Metazoa; Chordata; Actinopteri; Cichliformes; Cichlidae
Product: divergent protein kinase domain 1C-like
Source: RefSeq, a predicted model, not a curated record
UUCACCUUUCUGGUGUUUGUUUCUCUUUCAGGGACAAAUUAAGACGCUGCAGCAUAUACCAGACUGCCAGAACCUCCUCGCACAGGAGGAGUUCAUUUACACUGAUGUUUUCUGUUGGUUCAGAAACCGUCACAGACCUAAAGCUGUACUUUUAGUGUGAAUAAUAGAAAAGCAAGCAAACUGUUAUCGUCUCAUCAUCCAGAACAGCGUGGCUUUCACAGUCAGAGUGGAGACUCCCGCGGCCGCCCUUUAACGACGCUCCAGCACUCAGAGCACUUCACAGCUCAGAGGAGUUCCAGGAGCUGCUUCACGGACUCGGUUUCAUCGUCUGGGCUUCGGAGGAGUCCCUGGGGGUGAUCGCAGUGAGGGCCAUUGAUGGACUGACUUCUGGCAAGAACAUUUUUAAGCUCAACAGAGAGACAGCCACAAAAGCUGCAGACGCCACGGGGAGGUGACACGAGGGCUGUGGCGGCGCAGAUCUGUGGGAUGGAGUGUGCUUAGGAGCAUGAAAGAGUGAGUUUGUGUGUGUACGGAUGCCACACUGCACUGCAGACGAGCCCAGACGCCCACAUCACGCAACUUGAAGGCAACUCCUCGGAUUUCUCAGACUCUCCGAGUGGAAAAUAAAUCAGCAGGUUGGAUGUGAAACAACAGAAUCACAGAGGGAACAAACAACAUUUCCACAUAUUUUCUGGGGCGCAACCGACGUGGAAGUCGCACCAGUCGAGUCUCUGGAAUGAAGUCUGAAUUCUUCUUCUUCUCUUCAGAGCUUUGUUAUAAACUUUUUGGACUUUUUAGGUUCUUUAAGGACAAAUGUGUCAGUCAAAAAAACUUGAGUGUUUGACAGCGAUUCCUGAGAUGUUCUGGAUAUAAGAUCACAGAAAACUGAAGAGCAUCGCUGGAUGUAUGAAAGGAGAGGAAGCCAAUGAACACCUGCUUCUUAUUUGAGGAGUAAAACAUGGCAGUGAUACAGACUUUAUUCAGGAGAGAUGAUCUGACUUCCACUCAUGGCCUUCUUGAAGUUUUAAAGGCAAUAUUUGACAUUAUGAAACUAAAAAUCAAACUUCUUUUGAAUCUUUAAAGGUUUCUGGGUCUCAACUUGUCUUUUUUUAGCUGAACAUUCAGAGGACAGAGGAUUUUUCUAACUGACUGCGCCACCAGCAUUCAUCAUCAUGCUCCCUGGAGGACUGGUGUCCAGUGGAGGGGCUCGUGGUGGUGGCCUGUGCCUCCUCCGAUGGCUGGGCCUCAGGCUGUGGUCUCGUCGGGGGACCCUGGUCUUCGCUCUGCUCUGGUUUGGAUCCUGGUUGUUCCUGAAUGGUCUGGUUCUGGUCCACAGGACCAUCCUGUCUGACUACUGCACCGACGACAAGAGCAAGAGGAUCCUGCAGAGACUGUGUCUGGAGUUCGGCGAGGGCUCGGUGACAGGCGACAUGUGCGAGGACCUGUGCGUGCUCGGCCUGGUCGAGUACAAACGCUGCCUCUACUACGAGAACGGGAAGAAGGUGAUCGAGGCGCGCUGGAGAGGAAACCCCGUCAUCCUCAAGUCCAAGCUGGAGAACUUCUCCUCCUAUGAGCCUCUGGGAAUACUGGACUACGAGGAUGCAGCAGAGGAGCUCUCCCCGCUCGAUGUCGUGUUUUAUGCCACUCUUGAGGUACGAAACUCUCUGGGGUUGGCUGAGGAGAAUGAGGAUGAAGGAGGAGGAGUGAAUAACAGCUCUCUGGCCAGACUUUUGGGGAAGAAGCUGAAAAACAGGGAGAAGAGCUACUCCAGAGCAGAGCUGGCCUCCCUCUGGGCCCUGCUGCAGCAGGAGGAGUACACCUUUCUCAGAGUCCUGCAGGACCUCAGCACCCACGUGGCCAAGGUGUUGGGCUCCUGUGGUCAUUUCUACGCUGUGGAGUACCUCUCUGCCGGGCACGCCUGGGACCAGAACAUCUUCUCCCUGGAUGAUGUGGCUGUUUCUGGGGUUAAGGAUCAGGGCCAGGCCGGAGCCCGAGCCAGGUGGACGGCCCGGGAGAUGGUGCACCGCAUUGCACUGAGCUUCCUGGACAUGGUGUGGCACUUUGACAACGACUUCACCCACAAACUGCACCUGUGUGACAUCAAACCGGAGAACUUUGCCAUCAGGAAAGACCUCACAGUGGUUGCGAUCGACGUGGACAUGGCGUUCUUCGAGCCGAAGAUGAGGGACAUCCUGGACCAGAACUGCAGCAGCGACGACGACUGUAACUUCUUCGACUGCUCGUCCAGGUGUGACCUGAUCAAACGCAGGUGCAGCCCGCGGCGCAGGAACAGCAACCUGCAGGUCAUCUGUGAGAAGAUUUUUAGGACCGGUUUUCCUCCCACGCUGCUUGGGGCCAAAGCAGGGCUCCCUCUACAGGUGGAGCUGCAGCGAGCGGUGCAAGAGUGCUCAGAAACUGAAGGGGGCGUGGAGGACUCAGAGGAGGACAGAGGUGGUGGAGGAGGAGGCAGGGCCAUCCAUCAGCGCCUCCUCAGUGUCCUGAAGCACCUCCUUCAUGAGGGAGGGGCUUCAGAUGAAGGUGAAGGGGUGUGGGAGGGGAAAGGCCACAUCCACACUGCACUGAACUUUUGAGCUGGUAGCGGAGAGCUGAGACAGUCGAUACAGGAGGAGGAUCUCUGAAAACCACAGAGCAUUUUACUACAGGAAAUACUUCCAUUCCUUCCACUGCACAGUCAUAACCAGCAGGAUCCCAGGUAAGAAGAUGUUCAUCCACUGAUGCCUUUUUGGGUCCAGAGCCACAGUUUGAGCCACAGGGUGAAGUAUGUGGACACUCCUGUUCCUGUGUCCUUUUGGUCCAUUUCCCACUGGAGGGUCUGAGCACAACCCAAAGUGACCACUUCAGGAGAUGGCACUGAGUCAGGUAUGAGGUGCUCACAGGGAGAACAGUUUCAGCUCAGUGUGCAUCAAAUUCUUAUGAUGAAGAACAGUUUUGAACACAUACACAAAGAAAUUAUGGUUUUCCUGCUGUUCCCAGUGGAUUAAGUUUUAUCCUUCCUGAAAUUCCUAAAAUUAAAGUGGAAUGAAUCUUAUAUGACUUGAAGGUUGAGUUCAGGGAAGGUCCAACUUUAUUGCAAGAACUGGUUCACUGUGGAAGAACCUCCAUCCAUCGCCUUUAGUGUCCGUGAGUUUCCAGAUGAAAACCUGUGAUUGGAGUGAAUGACAGCGAGUCUGGAAACUUCGGAGAGCUCGGCGAUGCCUCGAGUGUCUCCUCGUUAGAGGAAGGUGCCGUGGAUCCAGUGCAGGUGGAUCCUCACAGAUUUAUUCUCCUUUUCCUUCAGCGGUUAGUCUCAGUGAGAUUUAGACAAAGAAGCUCUCUCAUUUGAAGAGAAACCGUAGAAACGUUAUAAAAUGAUAAAAGCUGCAGGUACAAAGAUGACAGGAAAAAUGACAGAUGUGAUUCCUAACUGAGUAAAUGACUGACGGCUUUUGUGGCCUCUCUUCGGGCUUUUUAAGGGUUAUUUUUACAUGUUUGUUUCCAGUUUUUAAAGAUGGAGCAGAGAAUGACGAAUAAGCUGUAAGUUUUGUGUGUUUUCCAGAAAAUCCAUGUAAAACUGUCGUUUUUGAAUCAAAGCUGUCACAUCUUCAGUGAUUGGUGUACAGAGGCAGAGCUUUGAAAACAUGUCUUUGUCCUAAUAAAAAUGGAGUGUACUGUA